This is a messenger RNA of Oryctolagus cuniculus (rabbit), 5038 nucleotides long. The record is from RefSeq and is a predicted model, not a curated record. Lineage: Eukaryota; Metazoa; Chordata; Mammalia; Lagomorpha; Leporidae.
CUGAGCUGGAUGGCGGCGUGUCAGGGCCACGGCAACAGCCGGUAUUCCCAAGGGCAGCCGCCCGGCCGUGCGUUUAACCCGAGGGGAGCCGUGGCAUCCAGCUAGCCCUUCCCUGGACCCCAAGUGUGACUCCCAGCAGAAUUGCGAGUUGCCGAAAAUAGCCCGAUUUUCGAGAUGAUCUUAGCAAACUUUGGACGGAGCUCUCUUUCCAGCCCUAAAUAGCAGGACAGCCUUGUCCUAUUUUUAUUGUAGCGCACACAGAAGAUGGGGCUGCGUUGGAAGAAAUGCUUUUUUUCCGCCAAAGAAGCAGCUCGCACUCAACGAGAUCUUGGUUUUUCUUGGCAGGCUCUUCGCAGCCAUCUGCGAGCCCAGGGCAGCCGGCUCCCCCCGUCAUCCAGCCAGCACAGCCGGAGCUGACCGUGGAUGCCGGCAGCAGGUUCUCGCUGGAGUGCAUCGACCCGGGCUCCGUCAGGUGGACUUUCGAGAGCCUGGGUCAGCUGAGUGACAGCGAGCACAGCCAAUGGACGCGCGAGGAGGCGGAGGCCGCCAACACGGGCAGGUACACCUGCACCAACGCGGGCGGCCUGAGCAGCUCCAUCUACGUGUUCGUGAGAGAUCCGCGGCAGCUGUUCCUCGUGGGCCUGCCCCUGUACGGCCGAGAAGACAGUGACACGCUGGUCCGCUGUCCGCUGACCGACCCGGACGUGACCAACUACACCCUCAAGGAGUGCGAGGGGAAGCCUCUCCCCAAGGACUUGACCUUCGUCCCGGACCCCAAGGCCGGCAUCACCAUCAAGAACGUGAGGCGCGCCUACCACCGGCUGUGCCUGCGCUGCGCCGCCGACCGCGAGGGCACAACCGUGCAGUCGGAAAAAUUCAUCCUGAAAGUGAGAGCAGCCAUCAAGGCCGUCCCGGUGGUGUCCGUGUCCAGAACGAGCUGCCUGCUUAGAGAGGGGGAAGAGUUCUCGGUGACCUGCACGGUCAGAGACGUGUCCACCGCCGUGCUGUCCGCGUGGCUGAAGGAGGACGGCCAGCGGACAAACGGCCAGGUGAGGCGCCACAGCUGGCAUCAGGGCGACUUCCACUACGAGCGCCAGGAGACGCUGACGAUCGGCGCGGCGAGAGUGGCGGACUCCGGGGUGUUCAUGUGCUACGCCAACAACACCUUCGGGUCGGCGAAUGUCACCACGACCUUGAAAGUCGUAGAUAAAGGCUUCAUCCGGGUCUUCUCGGUGACCAACACCACCAUGUUUGUCAACGACGGAGAAAACGUGGACUUGGUGGUGCAGUACGAGGCGUACCCGCGGCCCACGCAGCAGCAGUGGCUGUACAUGAACAGGACCUCCGCCAGCAAGUGGGAGGACCACCCAGAGUCAGAGAAUGAGAGCAACAUCAGAUACGUGAGCAAGCUGCACCUGACCAGACUGAAGGGGAGCGAGGCCGGCACCUACACGUUUCUCGUGUCCAAUGCUGAUGUCAACGCUUCCGUGGCCUUUAACGUUUACGUGAACACGAAACCAAAGAUCCUGACUUCCAAAAGACUGGUGAACGGCGUGCUGCAGUGUGAGGCAGCAGGAUUCCCGGAGCCCACCAUAGACUGGUAUUUCUGUCUGGGAACCGAGCAGAGGUGCUCGGCGCCGGUGUGGCCGGUGGCCGUGCAGGUCCAGAAUGCGUCGGAGCAGCCCUUCGGGAAGCCGGUGGUCCAGAGCGCCAUCGACUCGAGCGCCUUCAAGCACAAUGGCACGGUGGAGUGCAGGGCGUCCAACGACGCGGGCCAGAGCUCCGCCUACUUCAACUUUGCCCUUAAAGGUAACAGCAAAGGUAUACUCCUCUUUAAUCCAAUUUCCGUCAUAUACUCACUCACGUGUGUGCAUGCGUGUGUGUGUCUUUAUGUAACUGUAUAUUUACAGCUUGACUCCAUUAAGAUGGGCAGAGGAAAAAAGGGGAAUGCAAUCACUUUUAUCUUUACUUCCCGCCCCCCGCCCCCCACCACUGACCCUGUCCCCAUCCGUCCUGUUCCUCUCGCAGGGAAGACCCUGGGCGCCGGCGCCUUCGGGAAGGUGGUGGAGGCCACGGCCUACGGGCUGAUCAAGUCGGAUGCGGCCAUGACCGUCGCUGUGAAGAUGCUGAAACCGAGCGCCCACCUGACGGAGCGGGAAGCCCUCAUGUCCGAGCUCAAGGUGCUGAGCUACCUGGGGAAUCACAUGAACAUCGUGAACCUCCUGGGAGCCUGCACCGUCGGAGGGCCCACCCUGGUCAUUACAGAGUACUGCUGCUACGGGGACCUCCUGAACUUCCUGCGGAGAAAGCGGGAUUCGUUCAUCUGCUCCAAGCAGGAGGACCACGGGGAAGCCGCCCUCUACAAGAACCUCCUGCAGUCCAAGGAGCCGUCCUGCAGCGACAGCACCAACGAGUACAUGGACAUGAAGCCCGGUGUCUCCUACGUCGUCCCCACCAAGGCAGACAGAAGACGAUCCGCCAGAGUCGGCUCCUACAUAGAGCGAGACGUGACGCCCGCCGUCCUGGAGGACGACGAGCUGGCCCUGGACCUGGAGGACUUGUUGAGCUUUUCCUACCAGGUGGCCAAGGGCAUGGCUUUCCUCGCCUCCAAGAACUGUAUCCACAGAGACCUGGCCGCCAGGAACAUCCUCCUUACCCACGGGCGCAUCACCAAGAUCUGCGACUUCGGCCUCGCCCGAGACAUCAAGAGCGACUCCAACUAUGUGGUUAAAGGAAACGCCCGGCUCCCCGUGAAGUGGAUGGCCCCGGAGAGCAUCUUCAACUGCGUGUACACGUUUGAGAGCGACGUCUGGUCCUACGGCAUCUUCCUGUGGGAGCUGUUCUCCUUAGGCAGCAGCCCCUACCCCGGGAUGCCGGUGGACUCCAAGUUCUACAAGAUGAUCAAGGAGGGCUUCCGGAUGCUGAGCCCCGAGCACGCACCUGCUGAGAUGUAUGACAUCAUGAAGACUUGCUGGGACGCUGACCCGCUGAAAAGGCCCACCUUCAAGCAGAUCGUGCAGCUCAUCGAGACGCAGAUCUCAGAGAGCACCCACCACGUUUACUCCAACGUGUGCAACAGCAGCCCCAACCCCGCGCACCCCGCCGUGGACCACUCAGUGCGCGUCAAUUCCGUGGGCAGCAGUGCCUCCUCCACGCAGCCCCUGCUCGUGCAUGAAGACUGAGCAGGGCCCAGCCCGGGCCUCCCCUGCAGGGAGGGGCCUCGGGCUCCGGCUUCCUCCAUGGCCUCUCCCUUCCUCCGGGGUGGGGGCCGCCGUAAUCCCUUCGCGAUGAGCACACUUCCGUGGCCGCUGGGGCCGCCCCCUCGGCCACCACCCCCUUGCAGAGGUUCGAACUGUAAAUAUAUUCCCGAUAGCAGAGUAGCUCCUACAGGCCACAGAAAAAGUGUGACCGGGCGGGGGCGGCGGGCCCGGGGCCCCGAGGCCUCUCCAAGACUUGCCGAUUCUGUCCUCCUAGCGCGGUGGAGAGUUUGAUUUGCUAAGCAGUGUAGUUGUCACAUUCCAGUAGCCGGCAGAGCCUGCCGUGACGCCGGGGCACCAAGAGAAGAGACGUGAGCGCGAGCCCCUUGGUGGCCGUGCGACACCGUGAGCACGAAGGCUGGGGGCAGGGGCGUCGGGCUUUGGGACUCUGGUGUUUGACGCUGUGGACGCUGCCCGGGCCCUGGCUCAGCUGACCUAGCGUGUCCCUGCGCGUUGGCAGAGAGGGAGGUGGCCUUGUGCGUGUCCGUGCCCCCGGGGGCCCGCGGGUCUGGCUUCUGUCACGACCUCCCCGUGCAGGGCACAUUCAGGGCCUCCCAGGUGUCAAGCAAACAGUUGCCAGUUUUUGUUUUGUGGGGAGAAAGAUGCACCUGCCAGGCGCAGUCGGUGGUCUCCGCGGCCAGCCGACGAACUUGCUCCCUGGUUCUGCGGGACGACGCCCAGCUGCCCAGUCGAUGGAUUUGAUGUCAUUUGCCAAAGAGGUUGACGGUGCGGGAAGACGGUGCUGCCUUCACGCGGGCUCUCGCGUGGCAGGAAGCACGAGUGGGGUUCAGUUCCGUGGCAGGCGUGUCCUGAGCGUUGGGCCAGUAUCUGUGGCUGUGUGUGUGUGUGUGUGUGUAUGUAUGAGUGGGUUUAGCCGAAUAGUGGGGGUGGUGUCCUCACCCCGAGUCCCAGGGGGGCUCGGCCCUCCAGCACCAGGGACAGCGCCCAGCUCCCAGCAUCCAUGCUGCUGCCGCGACUCCCACAAAGCUUCCGGGCGGCAGGCGGGCCACGGGGUGUCCCCAGCAUACUGUCCCCAUGCUUACCACGCACACGUACUUCAAUGUUGCCCUGUAGGCUAGAGCCUGGAUGUUAUUCUUGUAGUUUACUGUCUGUUCUUUCUUUUCUUCUCAUUGCCCAGCGUAAGAGGCGGGUGGCCAGGUUUAGGAUUGGGUUUAGGCUUAGGCAUGCUGUCUUCAGGGUUCCUUCUGCGCUCUUGCGUCCCUCAGGCCACAGCCCGAGCGCCGUGGCCAUGGCAGUGACCAUAGGCACUGGAGUUCCAUGCUCUCACACCUGCCCAAAGCCAGCCGGUUCUGGGGUUGCGUUGUCACGUAGGAGAUGGCCGCCGUUGGCCAGAUGUGUCUGAAAACCAUUCCUUUGCGUUCCUGUCGACUUGGAUUAUGGAAAGGAAAUCAGUUAGUGGCUCGUGGUGGAUGUCUAGGUACUUCAGGGCACUUCACUGAGAGUUUUGUCUUGGAUAUUCUUGAAAGUUUAUAUUUUUAUAAUUUUUUUUUUACAUCAGAUGUUUCUUUGAAGUGGCUUUAAUGUUUGAAAUUAUUUUAUGGCUUUUUCUGUAAAUAUUGAAAUGUAGCAAUAAUGUCUUUUGAAUAUUCCCAAGCCCACGAGUCCUUGAAAAUAUUUUUUAUAUAUACAGUAACUUUAUGUGUAAAUACGUAAGCGGUGCGACCCGAGCGGUUAUUGGUGUUUUGUCUUUUUUUUUCCUGAUGUGUUGUCCAAUUGUUCACAGUUCUGAAGAAUUCUAAUAAAAAUGUAAAUAUAUAAAA